GGCUGCUGAGAGGCAAGGUAUUUGGCCAUCCCAAGUACCAAGAAUCCAAAAGAAUUGCAAUCUUUCUGAGCAUGCCAGAUGAAAUCCAGACAGAAGAAAUCAUUAAGGACAUUUUUAAGCAAGGCAAAGAGUGUUUCAUCCCACGUUACAAGCCUCACAGCAAUCACAUGGACAUGCUAAAGUUAUCGUCAGCUGAAGACAUUUCUUCACUUACUUUGACAUCCUGGAAUAUUCUUCAGCCUAGUGAUGAUGACAGUGUAAGAGAGGAGGCUCUUGCUGGUGGAGGUCUUGACCUUAUCUUCAUGCCAGGCCUUGGGUUUGACAAAAAAGGCAACAGACUGGGAAGAGGGAAAGGAUAUUAUGAUACCUAUCUUGAAAGAUGUAUGAAACAUCCCAGAGGAAAGCCUUACACGAUUGCCUUGGCUUUUAGGGAACAGAUUUGUGAAUCAGUGCCUGUGGCAGAAAAUGAUGUCCAAGUAGAUGAAAUCCUUUAUGAAGACUGCUGAAAGUAUGUUGAUACCAACCCACCUUCAGAGUGACCAACCAAAGAUGUCAGAUUCAUCAAUCAUGACUUUUUAAUAGUCGUAUGUGACUUUGGGAGCAAUAAAAUACGCUAUCCGUGUUUGAAAAAAAAAAAACCUCAACAUAAAUAUGGUAAUAGUAGUGAGGAUUGCAUUGAUUUGCUUCUAAUUAGCAAAUACCUGGUGAGAAUUCUUAUUCUAGAAUCAAUAGAAACAAGAAUGUGUGACUGUUUAUUACAGUAAGGACCAUUUCUUCUCAUCAUACAUUUGAGGAACAAGCUACUUGAUGCUUAACAGUUUUCUUGUUGCAGUUUAUAAGUGAACUGUAUACUAAUGACAGUUCUUGAUUCAUUCUGGAAUUAGAUAAUUGCUAUGGUAAAAGUUUUUAGUACUUAAAUAUUAUGUGCAUCCAUGAGCAAAACAAGAAACUGCCAGAUAAGUCCUUUAGUAAGCUGGGCAAAAAAUGGUGAUUGGGAAAAAGUCUUAAUUGAUUUUAGUGUAUACAAUAAUUUUGACUGUUUACUUGGCUUCUUGAAGUUGUCUUAAAAUAAGGGAGUAUCUGUUAAUAAUAAAAGGUUCAUGCCCAUAGCUUUGGUAUAUGGUUCUUUCCUUUAUAUGCAUACAAGAUGGUAAUGUAGUCUAAGAUGUGCUCAGUGAGUUCUCCAUCUGGAGAAAACCAGCUCUUUUUUUUUUGUAAAAUAAUGUUCAAAAUUACUUUAAGUUCUAUAAUUUUGUACAUGGGCCAUUCAUAAUGUCCAAAAAUAUAGUGUGAAGUAUGGGUCCUAUGUUAAAGAAUAAAGAGAAGCUAAGAAUGGCAGCAAGCAGGUUUUAUGGAUUGAGUAAGUUUUUGGGUGGAAGCUUGGUUGUUCUUCAGUUCUCCAGACCAUCCUGGAAAUCAGGAAGAAGAUAAUGAGUUUUCCUCUGAAAAACCUCACUAUCCAAAGAUAGUGAGUUGUCCUCUGCACACUGUUCUCAUAGUAAUAGGACACAAGAUUUCCAAUCAGGAUGAAUCAAACUGUCCAAAUUUUGUGUUCCUUCUUCAGUGUAACUUCGCUAUUUCUAUACGUGUUUAAUG
Messenger RNA from Egretta garzetta (little egret), 1596 nucleotides. RefSeq names its product methenyltetrahydrofolate synthetase (gene MTHFS). Gene Ontology annotation, biological process: tetrahydrofolate interconversion; folic acid-containing compound biosynthetic process. Gene Ontology annotation, molecular function: 5-formyltetrahydrofolate cyclo-ligase activity. The record is from RefSeq and is a predicted model, not a curated record. The transcript is spliced from 5 exons. Bases 72 to 506 code for a protein of 144 amino acids. Gene Ontology annotation, cellular component: mitochondrion. NCBI's taxonomy places the organism in Eukaryota, Metazoa, Chordata, Aves, Pelecaniformes, Ardeidae.